Molecule: messenger RNA, 6642 nt
Organism: Cotesia glomerata
Lineage: Eukaryota; Metazoa; Arthropoda; Insecta; Hymenoptera; Braconidae
Gene: Cad88C
Product: cadherin-23
Exons: 11
Coding region: 826-6510 (1894 amino acids)
Biological process (GO): homophilic cell-cell adhesion
Cellular component (GO): plasma membrane; cell-cell junction
Molecular function (GO): calcium ion binding
Source: RefSeq, a predicted model, not a curated record
UAGGAGUAGAGAGCUGAUAUUUGAUUGGGAUUGCGGUGGUCAAAGUCAAAAAUUAGAUAUUGAAUCGAAAGAAAAUGACGCGAUUGAUACACUCACGACGUGCGCAAGCUGCGAGCGCUCACGUGCGCCGAGUAUCAGGCUCGCAUAUAGUGUCAGAGAAUCACAAGAGUAAGUGUAAGUACUUAACUUGUUUAAAAAGAGAGAAAGAUCCGUGGGGUUAAAGAGAGAUAGUUAUUCGUAAUAAUUUUCAGUGUACGCGCGCGCGUUCUCUUAAAACUACUUGCUGAUUAUUGUGAGCCGACUCUUUUUGCGCCGGCGUGGAAUUAUAAGUGUAAUGUUAAUAAAUAUAAACAGAGUUAAAUAGACUGCACGCAAACUCGAUCAUCUCGGUACCGUUUUAUUUUAUUAUGUCGUGAUUGAGCAUUCAGCGGAGCAGUCUCUGAAUAUAUAACGCAGAACUGUAAACAGAGUUAAUAACUUUAAAUGUUAAAUGAUACUGGAUUUCCGAGCCAAUUAAUUGUGCAAUGAAACGAUGCAGAACAUGAGAAUUCCUUAGACUUUCCUGACUAAUUGACCGCGACUGUAAGGCUAAUUAAUCAGCUUCUCAAUGGCUCUACCAUCCAGUCUGGUUAUUACAUUCCAAGCGAAAGUUUUACAUUUUAUAAUUUAAUAAUUCUGUAACAUAUAAACUAGUAUAAUAAUAUUAAUGUCUAAGCCAAGGCGUGGUUUUCAUCAACCACCGAGUAGUUGCAUAAAAAUCAUACAGAUGGUGAAAAUACGAAUUAUGUUAACGAUAAAGUACAACCAUAAGUUUAUAGUUGUGAAAUGAUGUUGACGGAAACAAUGUCUCUCUGUGGGAUCUUAAUGUCCUUAAGAAAGGUACGACUUAAACUGUUUUGCGUGCUGAUCUGCAUGGUAUCUCCCUGUCUCGCUAGGAAUCACCCACCGCAGUUCCUCAUAAACGGACAGACUGAGAUCGUGGUGAGACUGAAAGAAGGACCCGAAACCCCCGUCGGAAGCUUAAUUUACAGACUUAGAGGCAUUGAUCCCGACGGCGACAGUCUAAGAUUCGGAGUUAAAGAUCAGCCAGGAGCUGACGUAAUUCGAGUGGAGACUGUCGGGACUCAGGAGGCCAAUAUUUAUCUGAACAAAUUGCUGGACAGAGAGGUAAGAGACGAGUACACAAUAGUCCUGACGCUAACCGAUGACAAACUAGGCGACGGAAACUUCAUUACCCAGAGUCUAUUGCUCCUGGUGGAGGAUAUUAACGAUAAUGUUCCAACUUUUCGUCCCCACCCGACGACCCUGACAGUGAAGGAAGACUCGGGACCAGGUAUAUUAACCACUGUAGAAGCUACGGACGCUGAUGAAGGUCCUCAUGGUCAGGUAGUUUACCACCUACAAGAGCUUGAUGGAGAUAAUGAUGUGUUCUCAAUCUCAACUGUCAGCGGUAAAGGUGUUAUUCGUCUCGCUGGUAAGCUCGAUUAUGAAAAAAAAUACCUCUAUCAGCUGAGGAUCCUCGCCGUCGACCGUGCAAUUAAUGGGAGAAUAAAUACAGGAACAACGGCGAUCUUGGUCAAAGUCCAGGAUGUUGAGGAUCAGCCGCCGGAGUUCAUUGCCAUGACUCCAGUCGCGCGAAUUAGCGAAAAUGCAAAGAUUGGAACUUCCGUUCUCCAAGUCCGAGCCAUCGACGGCGACAAGGGAAUCAACAACCGAGUAUCAUACAGCAUAUCCGAAGGACCCAGAAACCUCUUCGACAUUGACGCGAAUUCGGGCCUCGUUUUCACACGCGCUCAAUUAGAUAGAGAAUCCGAGGACAAUGGCGACGGAACAUUUAUCCUAGAAAUAACUGUUAAAGAAAUUUCUCGAGUUGUUCCGACGCCUUCAGUAACCACAGAAGUGACUAUAAUUCUCACGGAUGUAAACGACGAGACUCCAAGAUUCCGCAGCGAUCGUUAUGUGGCUGAAAUAAAUGAAAACGCGCCUCCUAACACCCCCGUAAACUUCCUUGGAGAUUCAAUUCCCGAAGUGUACGACCACGACUUGGGAUCUAACGGCACCUUCCAGAUGUUCAUCGGCGACGACGCUGGUAUUUUUGAAGUAACGCCAUCUAGGGGCAUCAACGAAGCACCAUUUUUGAUCCGAGUCAAAAAUCCAUCAGAGCUAGACUUCGAGCAACGAUCUGUGAUAAAUUUGACGCUUGUCGCCAAAGAAGUCGCUCUGUUUCACCCAAAAUUCAGCGUAGUCCCCGUCACAAUUUACAUCAAGGACCAAAAUGACAAUUAUCCUGAAUUUUCGAAAUCUGUCUACGAAGUUAGUGUCCCGGAAAACUGCCCAGCUGGAACUACUGUGGCCUGGGUCCAAGCUUUGGACGACGACAGUGGGAAUUACGGAAGUUUGGGGAUCAGAUAUACCAAUCUAGGAGGCAGCAUUGCGUAUGCUUUGAAGCUGAAUUCAACCUCCGGUAUCAUUACAGUGAAGCAAACGGGCCCGGGGUUCGACCGCGAACUCGUAGCUCGGCAUUAUCUCACGGUAGAGGCUCGGGAUGACCUUGGAAGGGGAAACCGCAAUACUGUGCAACUGGUGGUUAAUAUAGAUGAUGUGAAUGACAAUGCACCUGUUUUUGUGCAGAAUAAAUACGAGGUUGUUCUUCUGGAAAACAAAGCAAAAUUUGAGUCCCAAAUAACAGUCGAGGCGUUUGAUAUCGACUUGAAUGGGACUAAAAAUUCUGAAAUCGUUUAUUCGAUAGUUGCAAGUGAGUUUUCAAGGAAUUUUACCAUAGAUUCAAGAAACGGAUUUGUCAGACCAACCUUUCCGAUGGAUUUUGAAGCACUGCCAAUGAUUCCCGGCCACAGAGAGUCUUCCAUCCGUCCUUUGAAAUUGACUAUCAGAGCAAGGGAUUUAGGAACUCCAAGCUUAAGUUCAGACGUCCCUUUUAUCGUCUACCUAAAGGAUGUGAAUGACAACGAACCGAUUUUCGAACGCGCUGUUUACCAGAAAAACAUCCCAGAAGAUCUCGUUGGCGGAACGAGUAUUCUGCAAGUUAAGGCUUGGGACAAAGACUUGUCUUCGCCGAACAACAAACUGGUCUAUCGGAUCCAAAACGGCGCGGGGGAUAAAUUUGUCAUCAGUCCUGAAAGCGGGCUGAUCAAAGUUGCGCCAGGGUCUAAUUUAGACCCUGAUUUGACUUCCCCAAAAACUACAAAGUAUGCUUUGACAGUUGUUGCAAUUGAUAGUGGAACUGACGUUCAAAGAUCUGCACAAGUUUUGGUGAAUAUUACGAUCAUUGAUGUGAACAACAAACCGCCGGUUUUUGUAGAUCCAGGGACGGUUUCUAUUCGGGAAAACACCCAAGUUGGAGCGUACGUCCAUCGAAUUGUAGCUAAUGACCCGGAUAUCGCUCCAAUUCUUAGGUACAGAAUAGAUCCAAAUUCUUCGGAAGCGAGAAAUGAAGAAGGGACGCUAAUUCGAAUUCAAGAGUAUGAUUAUCUAGCGGCUUUUGAGCUCAAUGCUUUGGACGGUCUUCUGAGAGUCGUAAAACUGCUGGACCGUGAAAGAGUCGAGACUAUUAAGUUGGGAUUAGUUGUAGAAGACCUGGCUGCUGUAAAAGGAAGCCAAUCUGCGUCAGCGGUACUGAAUGUGGUGAUUGAAGAUGAGAAUGACAACAAUCCGAAAUUCCGAAGGCCGUUUUAUAGAAGAUCUGUAAUGGAAAACAGCAAAAAUGGGGUUCACAUUGCGAGUAUAGUUGCUGAUGAUGCUGACAAAAAUCGGACGAUAACUUACUCGCUAGAAGGGCCGGCUGAAGCGACUGAUCUUGUACACUUGGAUUCAGAAACUGGAGAAAUGGUUGUUGCGAAUAAAAUUGAUCGGGAAGUAUAUUCGUGGCUAAAUUUGACGGUUCGGGCUACUGAUUCUGGUGUUCCCCAACGGGCCAGUUUGUCGGAAGUUUACAUUCAAAUUUUGGAUGAAAAUGACAACAAUCCCUAUUUUAUAACCGAUGUUACAAAUAUUACGAUCAUAGAAAAUACAAAAAUAGGAACAGAGGUGAUACAAAUUGAAGCGAGAGAUCCUGAUAGUGGUGAUUACGGAAAAAUAACUUAUUUAUUGGACCAUAUGUCUUCACAAGGAAGAUUUGCAAUCCAUCCUGAGACGGGAGUUUUGUCUGUUGUAAAUGAAAUUGACUGGGAAGCUAAAAGUAAUUAUGUGAUAAUAAUAGAAGCGUGGGAUAACUACCAAUUUGGUUACACGGCUGGAGAAUCACGAAAUGCAUUCAAACAAAUAGAAAUAAUAGUCGAGGAUGUUAAUGACAAUCCUCCUAAAAUGGAAGUACCUGAAGAGUGUAUUACAAUAUCUGAGUUUCAUGACAUUAGAGACGCAAUAGCGGUCAUCAAAGCGACCGACGCUGAUAACCCGGCGAGUCUUAAUGGACAGAUAAUGUUCAGAAUCUUAACUGGAAAUGAACUAGGCUUGUUUUUGCUAGAACAAACUGACUAUUGGACAGUCAAAAUAAAAGCUGUGAGUUCUUUAAGAGGAAAGUUCGGCAACUAUUCGAUGCUAUUGGAAGCUCGUGACCUUGGAUCUCCAGCCAAUCAAGACAAUAAGUACUUGAAGGUCUGUGUUACGGAUUACAAUGACAAUCCUCCGGUGUUUUUGAGUCCUCAGCACAACACAACUAUCCGCGUGCCAGAAAAUGUGACUGUUGGCUCGACUAUAAUUCAAGUCGAAGCCCAGGACGCGGAUACUGGGUUAAAUGGAGAGGUUCACUAUCGGCUGAAGCAAGAUCUUGCUGGUCAUUGGAGGUCAUUUCAGAUUGAUGAUAAAACUGGAGUCGUGACUCUUAAACAGCCAUUAGACCGCGAAACGCAGAAGAUGUAUGAGAUAAGAAUUGAAGCGUAUGACCUUGGAAUUCCAACGCCUCUGAGCACGGACUUGGAUCUCAUCAUCUACGUCCGAAAUAUCAAUGAUUAUGAACCGCAAUUUUUAGUAGACGUGUUCACAGUAGCUUUCACGGAAGAACAGCCUCCUGGUUCUGAAAUUGUUGAUCUUCCGGAGACGAUUGAUAGAGAUGAAGUCGACGAUUUAGACGACCCGCCGACCCAAGUUUGCUACUUUAUCGUCGGUGGUAAUAACGACGGCUACUUUACCUUGGAUCCUUUCAACCACAAGCUUACCACUGCCGAAAAAUUAGACAGAGAAACUCUAGAAGAACAUUUGCUUUUGGUGAAAGCGACUGAAGAUUGUUCUACCGUGCCUGAAAAUGAAAGCUUUUUUGAUUCUGCUGAUGAUACUCUACUGAAAGUUGUCAUCACUGUUAAUGAUGUCAAUGAUAACGCGCCGAGAUUUGUCAGUAAAGUAUUUACUGGUGGAGUGACUACUGAAGCUGAUUUCGCUACUGAAGUCAUUCAUGUUAAGGCAAUAGAUUUGGACGCUGGAGAUAACGCUGCAGUGAGCUACUACCAGGUUGGAAAAAUUCACAUGACUCUCACUGAAGGCUUGGACGACAUGAACAUCCAGCCUUUCUUGGUAGACAGACUAACCGGCGCGGUGACUUUGAAUUUUGAUCCUCAGCCGAGGAUGAAGGGCUACUUUGACUUUAUGGUGCUCGCCAAUGACACCGACGGGCUUAAAGACACCUCUCGGGUGUUUAUUUAUCUGCUGAGAGAGGAUCAGAGAGUUAGAUUCGUCCUGAGACAACAUCCUCCGGAAGUUCGGAAUCGAAUUGACAAUUUUCGAGAAAUUCUUGGGAAUGUAACGGGAGCAAUCGUGAACGUAGACGAGUACAAAGUCCACGAAAAUCAAGACGGAUCUGUCGAUCGCACCAGAACGGAUCUGUAUCUCCACCUAGUAAACCGACGAGAUAAUUCAAUUUUGGACGUCUCUGAAGUUCUUGAGCUCGUAGAUCGCAAUAUCGAAAAAUUGGACGGUCUGUUCAAAGAUUUCAACGUUUUAGACACCCAGCCGGCCGAGUCGCAGGCGAUAGUCCAAAUUGAGCAAGCUGGAACGACUUUUUGGCUGCUGGUACUGACGCUGUUUCUAGGCGCGCUGUUGAUUAUGUGCAUUGCGAUCUGUCUGUCGCAGAGAGCUUCGUUCAAACGGCAAUUGAAAGCUGCCAAUGCCUCACCGUUUACCACCAACGAGUCUGAGUUUAUUCGCGGGCCAGGGAGGGUUCCUAAUACUAAUAAGCACAGUGUGGAGGGCUCGAACCCCAUUUGGAUGCAUGCUUACGAGAAUGAAUGGUUCAAAAGUGAUGAAUCUUUUAGUCAUAACUCUGAUCGUGAUUCACUGGAUGAAAAUGCUUUGAAUAAUGAAGAAGUUGUCGAGAGAAAUUCUGGGGAAAGAAUUGCCAAUGAAAAUCCUUAUUAUACUCAACCUGGACCUGGUUCAAUAUCUAGUGUAGAAAGUAUAACAGCCAACCAAAGCGAAUCUUGUCGAGAGUCUCCAAUCUACCAGCACCAAAAUCCAGUCCCAAAUAAUCCUCUCGGUAAAAAAGUAGAAACCACCGAGUUAUAAUUAAAUAAAAAAACUAACUAAGCAAUGAACCUUGUAAAUAUUCUAUCUUUUGUACUUAAUAUUUAUUUAUACGGUCAUAUAUUUUGAGAUGCCACAGUUUAUUUAUUAAAAUAGGCAUAAAUAAAUCUCUUU